Rotaria sordida is the source of this 1007-nucleotide messenger RNA. NCBI's taxonomy places the organism in Eukaryota, Metazoa, Rotifera, Eurotatoria, Philodinida, Philodinidae. The record is from the annotation of a GenBank genome assembly.
UUUAAUAAUGAAAAAUGACACAAUUAAAAUAUAUAUCAUCUUAUAUAGAAAGAACUAAUUGUUUAUAUAUAUCUUUUUUUUUUUUAAUCUAGUUUCUUAUUGUGGAAAUCUGGGUAGUACGUCCAUUUCAAUGUGGUCGUAGAUCAAAUAAAACUAAUUUAAAACAACGACAAAUUGAUUAUCUUAAAACAAUUUUUCAAACUGCAUUUCUUUUUGUACUUGGUAUUGCUAUUUGUUUUCUAAUUACUGAAGUUGGUAAACGUACAAUUGGUCGAUUAAGACCAUAUUAUAUAACUAUUUGUAAUCCUAUUUGGGCUCAAAUUCAAUGUACAAAAACAUUACAAACAGCAAGUGGUCCACUGGUUGUUUCACAAUAUAUUACAAAUCAUCGUUGCGAUUCAACUGCACCAGCAAGAGACAUUCAAGAAGCAAAACUAUCGUUUCCAUCAGGUCAUGCAAGUUAUUCAACAUAUGCAUUUGUCUUUUUAUUUGUUUAUUUUGAAGCACGUCUUGUUUGUCCAAAUAUUCAAUUUCUUAAGCCAUUUCUUCAAUGUUUAUGUAUUGCAGUAGCAUUUUUUACUUCAUUAUCACGUGUUACAGAUUAUAAACAUCAUGCAACAGAUGUUAUUGGUGGAGCAAUAAUUGGUUUUUGUAUUGCAGUUUUUGCAGCUGUACGUGUUGGUACAUAUUUAUGGAGUUUUGGUGUUUAUUGUGAAACAGUUGAUGAAACAAAAAAAGAACGUUUACCAGAAGAUGAACGUGUUCCUAUACCUGGUAUUGAAACAAAACAAAGUGGUGCAUUACGUUCAAAUGAUCAAAUACAAUUAGAAAAUACUCAUGAGCAACGUCAACCACCUAUAAUACAUUCUCGUAAUAAUACAAGAUCACAUUAUGAUAGUGGUAUAUCGGUAAUAGAACAGAAAAAUACUUUGAAUUCGAAAUUUCAUGGAGGAGGAGGAGGACGACGUGUAUCACCAAAUGGAGUUUUUGAAGGACCAAAUAAUUAA